AAAAAAUAUCUGACAAAAAGGCUGACUGAAUGAAUGUAAAACGCGAAUGAAAAAAAAAAUCGAUGGAGCGGAGGCGGGAUGACUAGACUGUGAGGCAGGGGAUAACUUGCAAUCGCAUUAAGUUCGGUUCGAAGCUGAAACAAGGAUCCACUCGCCAAGAGUUGACUGGUUCGAACUAGGAGGGGGGGGGGAAUGAAUGAUCUCGCCUUGCGAAGAAAACAGGGAAGGACAUCCUCCUGAAAGGAAACGGCUCUACAGAAGCGAGCGGCGUGCACACGAUUCUGAAAGACGUAGGGAAUGCACAAAGCUCAUUUCAUGCAUCAACAGGUUAUUGCGAUCUAAAGGAGAGCUCGCGGGGUCUCUGGUCUCCCACGGCAGUAAGUUGUUUUAUGUUUACUGUGUGCCAUUUACCAUAUAUUUUCCAAACAUAGACUCAAGUAAAUGAAUGGAUCCUAGUGCUUUUUCGCUUUUGGAAAAAAACUAUUUUGUUAUGAAGAUGACGAGGGACGAUCGUAACAAACCAACAAAUUAUAAUUAACUCCAGUCUCGGAAAGCCACGGUUGGAUAGCUGUGUUAUCUAUCAUUCUGAUCCAAGUUUUCCCUGGAAGGCGAAACUGUUAGAUGGUUGCGUACCUGGCGUGUUUUUAUAACGUAUUACAAUCGACUUUAUUACAAAAAGGAGGAAAGGUCGAUGUUUUCAGGAGAACCAUUUGUAUAGAUUUUGGAUUAGUAGCUGGAUGUAAUUGGACGUUAGAUUAUAUCGCCGGCUGUUGGGGUUCAUAAGGAAAACAAGGUUUUAAUGAGUCCAAAAAACGACUUGGAGAAACUGGAUCAACAAAGUAAUGUCAGUGACUGAUGUUGACCGCUGUUGACCCUGACGUUCCCUGCAACCGUCAACUUUUCUGGAGUUCUUCGCGAACUCGAGGGAGACAAACGAACCUAUGCGUUGAUGGUUCCGAACAAGUGGAGUAUGAACUCGGUUCUGCAAAGGUCACCACAGAAGAGCUGGCUUGGACUCCGCUUGCGGCUGAACGAAAAGUCUGCCCAGGAGGAGAAGUGUGUACUGUGCCAGCACCCAGACUGCCCCGAUCGCCGCCACGCCACCAAGGUCUGCCACCACCCGCGCUGCCAGGAGCUGAACAACAGGAGCCCGCUGUGCCUGUGUGAGUCAUGUGACUCCCGUUGCCACCCGGACGAGACGGACAGCAUGCACUACGACCGCCACCCCCGCUUCGACCUGCAGCCGCAAGGUUCCAUCCUGGCCCGGAACGUGUCGACGCGGUCCUGUCCCCCCCGCACCAGCCCCCCCUCUGACCUGGAGGAAGAGGAAGAGGGGGGCAGCGACCGGGGGGAGCGUAAAACUGGAGGCAUGAAGCUGGUGAAGAAGAAACCAAGGCGCCGCCACACAGAUGAUCCCAGCAAGGAGUGCUUCAGCCUGAAGUUCGACCUGAAUGUGGACAUCGACACGGAGAUCGUCCCUGCCGUGAAGAAGAAGACCUUGCGGGAGGUGCUGGGGCCUGUGUUCGAGCGGAAGGGGAUCGAGCUUUCCCGCGUCGACCUGUUCCUGGACCAGUCCAACACGCCGCUCUCGCUGAACUUCGAGGCCUACCGCUUCGGGGGGCAUUACCUCAAGGUGAAAGCGCGGGCGGGGGACGAGCUGAAGGUGGAGCAGGGCGUCAAAGACCCGCGGUCCCUCAGCCUGCCCAACAUGAAGGCGGGAGGGGGCCACAACCCCUACAUCCUCAUCACCCCCGGCAACGAGAGGGUGGAGCACGGGUCGCUGGGCCGCCGCGAGAGCGUGGACCUGCUGGGUCAGGCACGUCGUCGGAAAAACAUUAACGAGUUUUUGGGGGAGGCCAGCAUCCCGUCCCCGGACUCGCUGGCCCAGUUGGGCAGCUCCUUCCCCGGUGUGGGGGGCGGGGCCGGGCCGGACAGCUGGAAGAACCGGGCCGCCAGUCGCUUCAGCGGCCUCUUCGGCUCCGCCUCCGGAACCAGCCCCUUCGGCAGGGAGGUGGAUCGUGUGGAGCUGCUGCAGAGUAAGCUGCUCUCGUACACGCUGCAGGGGCUGCCCAAGACUCCUCCUCAGCUCUCCUUUCACCAUGACUCUUGGGAGGAAGAGGAAGAGGAGGAGGAGCCCCACCUGGAGCUGGAGGAGAGCUGGCAGAGCCUGCUGGAGAACCCUGAGUCGUUGACCAGGCGCCAGUUCCACCAGCAGGAGGCGAUCUGGGAGCUUCUGCAGACUGAGUGUACCUACAUCAAGAAGCUGCGGGUCAUCACAGAUCUCUUUCUCUGCGCCCUGCUGAACCUGCAGGAUUGCGGGUUGCUAAGCGACGUGGAGCCGGUGCGUCUCUUCGGGAACAUCCAGGACCUGGUGCGCCUGCACACGUCGCUGUGGGCCCAGGUCAUGCUGCCGGCUCUGGAGAAGGCCCGGCAGAGCCACGCCCUCCUGGACCCCACCCACCUGCACCAGGGAUUCAAGACUUUCGGCUCCAGGUUUAAGCCCUACAUCCGUUACUGUAUGGAGGAGGAGGCCUGCCUGGAGUACAUGCGCAGCCUGCUGAGAGAGAACGAGCUGUUCAGGAUCUAUGUGACGUGGGCGGAGACGCACAAGCAGUGCAACAGACUGAAGCUGGCGGACAUGCUGGUGAAGCCCCACCAGCGGCUCACCAAGUACCCCCUGCUGCUGAAGAGCGUGCUGAAGAAGACCGACGAGCCGGACGCCCGCGAUGCCGUCAGCGACAUGGUGGCGUCGGUCGAGAGCUUCAUCAACAGCGUGGACUCCCAGAUGCACCAGCGGCAGGAGCAGCAGAAGCUGGCGGCCAUCUCGGGCCGCAUCGAGUCUUACGAGGCGGUGGAGGGGGCCAGCGAGGAGGUGGAGAGGAUCCUGCGGGAGUUCAGCAGCAUCGACCUGACGGCCCCCAUGAGGGGCACCUCCCCCGAGGAGACGCGCCAGCUCCACCUGGAGGGGGCGCUGCGCAUGAAGGAGGGCAAGGAGAGCCGGAUGGAUGUGUACUGCUUCCUGUUCACCGACAUGUUGCUGAUCACCAAGCCGGCGAAGAGGGUGGAGAAGGUGAAGGUGAUCCGCCAGCCGCUGUUCCUCCACAACGUGGUCUGCCGAGAACUCAAGGACCCCGGCUCAUUCCUCCUCGUCUACCUCAACGAGUUCCGCAGCGCGGUGGCCGCCUACUCCUUUCAGGCAAACAGCGCCACCCAGGGGCGAAGCUGGGUAGAAGCAAUCUGUAACGUGCAGAACAAUCUGAAGAAGCUUCGGUCCGAGGAGUCGCACCGGCAGAAGGCCCCUCUUCAGCAGCGCAUGGAGGAGGAGGAAGAGAGCAGCAACUCAGCCGCUAGCUCCCCCUGUCUGCGCCACAAGGAACCGCAGAGCGAAAGCCAAUCGGAUGGCUCCACCGAGACCCUCUCUGUGGCGGCGAUGGAGGAGACGAGCGGACCCAACGACUCGUCGUCCCUGGAGACGGACCCGAGCGGGUCCCUGGGGGAGAGCUCACUCUCCGGGUUGGAGGUCCCUUCCCCGGGUGCUGCCGGCCUUUGGCAUGGCCUUCCCGCCAGCCUCCAGCAGGGGGCGCAGCCAGUCCUGGAAGGGGACCCCCAGUGCCGUUCCCUGUCCAUGGACAGCGCCUACGGAACCCUUUCCCCCGAGUCCCUGCUGAGGGAGCUGGAGCUGAGGGGGAGGCAGGGCCAGAGCGAGGGGGAGGAGACAGAGGGGGAAGGGGUGGAGCCUGAAGAAGGUGAGAAGGAAGAAGAAGAGGAGGAGGAGGAGGGUCCAGCAGAGGGGGAGGCGGGCUCCAAGGCCACCCGGCGCUCGGCCGGCCGGGUCCCCAAGCUUCGGCGAAGCCCCCCUGUGCAGCCCCGCCUCCGCUGCCUCCGGGGCUCCUCCCACAACUCGCGUUCUGAGGACAACCUGCUGCAGCUGCUCCAGGGCCCCUCCGGGGGCCCGCAGGCCCUGGGGCCGGCGGAGAGAGCCGAGGGCCUGCCGCACAGCAAGAGCCUGUCCAGCCUGUACAGGCGCAGCAUCUCGAGCGCCGAAUUUCAGUUUCGGGCAGACACGGGGCAGCCCAGCAACAGUGACCCCUCUUUAAACACACGGACGGAUUCUUUGAGCAGGAGCCGAGCCGGCAGCAGCGGCUCGGACGGAGAGGCGGCGCCCUCUGCUGCGCGGGAGGGGAACUGCGAGCCGGCGGACGGGGAGGAUGCGCGCGACGUGGAGCCGGAGGGGGCCCGGAAGUCCCCCGAACAGCAGCACAAAAAGCUGACCCUGGCGCAGCUCUACCGGAUACGCUCCACCAUGGUGCUCAACUCCACGCUCACGGCAUCGGAAGUGUAAUCGCUCUGGCGGAUAACCAAACGCCAGCGCCUACGCAGGUGGAACCGCGCUACCAGAGUCUGUGUACGUGGUGGGACCGAAUUCCCGGCAACAAAAAUGCACUCUUCAAGAUAAACUAGCGCCCCCUGCCUUCCCGUUGGCUGUGAGUUUGAAUCGGCCCAUUUCCCAGAAAAGCCUAUUGUCGUUCUGUUCCGUGGAUGGUCUUCGAGGGAAAGGGGGAGGCGUUGGAGAUGAACUGUUUGCACUUUUUUAACGUUAAAAAGCUUCGAAGGGACAUGAAGCCGGGCGAGCGAGGCGACACGCGGCGAACUUCAAAAAUGACUGAACAAACGGCCAUGACCUGGACUUGACCUUUGACUUUUGACCCAUUUGUCCAUGAGAGGGGAGGGGAGGGGAGGGUCAGACGAAGACUUUGAUGAUGCUGACAAGAACAACAACACAGGAAGAAAAAAUGCAAAGGUGUAGGAAGCACAUGAACUAAAAUUGUAAAGCAGAACAAAGGUCCUUAGAGGAAGCAUGCGCGCAUAUGUGUGUGUGUGUGGGGGGUGGGGGGCGGGAUUUUGCAACUGAACAUAUAUGUGUGCUUAUGUGUAUAUAACCAAAACCAAACAAAUGUCCCUGACUGAACCAAAAAAAAAUCUGAAUUAUGAAGGUGUUACUCUUUCUCAGGAGUAUGCCGAUGGGUCCAAAGAUGUAUGCCUUUUCAACACAGUGUAGGCAUUCCGGGCUAAUACAGCACAAAAGCGGGUUCUUGUCUCUUUCAGUUCCUGGCAUCCUUUCUUGUGCAAACACUCAAAACAUUUCUCUUCAGGACUCAAAAUGCAAGCACAGACAGUAAUUUCAAGCACGUUUCUGAACUGCAUUGUGGGUAGGUAUGUCCCAGACUCGCCGAGGGGGCGACGGGACGUUAACGGCGGGCGACGCCCGCUUCCGCGGCCGGGAGAGCGGGGCGGAGUCCGCUUUUGGCACUCGGAGCGGAACCGUCCGGUUUCAGGGCGCGUUUCGUUGGCCUCCGAGAACAAGAAACCACUGGCAAACGGGCGAAGAUGGGCGAGGGCCAGCGCUAGCCACCGUCACAUGAUUAGACCUUACGACCCGUGGGCGGAGCCUCUGGGCAAAACGGUGAGGGAGGUAGUUGGGCCACAAUUUUUGAGGUGCUAUUGCGCCUGUUCCCACGUCUGCUGUGCUAAUGACAGUAUUACUGCUUACACGUGCUCUAAGGAAGCUCGAAACCUCCCUUGCUUUGAAUUAGUUAGGGUAGUAAUUAACACCACGAAAGGCCGUACAGUGUGAUAGACCCAAUACUCGAUGGUCGAUUCCCAAGUGUGAAUUGGACGGUGUCUCUGAUUAACUCUAGCUCUUAAUACCGUAGGUGUAGUAAAAAUGACCUCUUGAAGCACGUUUGGCCUGAUUAGGCGUUAGUACUUGUGUAAAAAAAUGUAAAAGAUUGCAUAUCAGGAACCAGGGCUUCAUGCCACUGAAGACUGACGUGGUCAGAAAGAAAUGUAUUUCAACAAUGUGGCAAAAGGGUCUUUUAGCCCAUUCCUGUGUUACUCAGCCCAAAGUUAAUAGUUUAACAUGUUUUCUUUGUGUGUGUGUUAUAUUUAUUGAGCUUGCUUUGUUUUAUAUAAAAUAUGAUUUCUAUUUGUGUUAAUGAACUUGUUCUCAUUCCUCUGUGCGUCCGUGGUCUGUGUAGUCUUAACAUCAGAUCUGUCAUUUCAAAUGUUUGAUCGUAAAUUGCUACGAAGCUAAAAAAUAUCAUGCUUACCCUUUACCUGAAUGUUUCCAAGGUCUUAUGAGAAAGAAUAAAGUAUCUAGUAUUUUUUAAAUUUACUGUACAGUAAAGAUGGUGGACCUGUUUCCUGGUGUCCAUUGCCUCAGACAAAUGAAAUGCAUGUUUUAUGUGCACUGUAGACUUAAAAAUGUGUCUUGCGAGGAUAGAAAGACUAUAGCCGUGUUCUGUCAUAGUGCCUUUGUAGCGAAACACAUGUUUAAAGCAAACUCAAUAUGUCAUUUUAAAUAUCACUCAGAAAGGGUUGCGUAGGGGAGCACACCUUGGUCAGAAAAAAACUGCAAAAAAGUCUGAAAUUGGAAGUGUUUUAGUCUUAACGACUUAAAAUCUUUUUUUUUUCUCUCAUGUGGAAAAUAUCUUAUUAUUUUUUGCUUGUCAAGUAUAAUUGUCUUAGCCCUUUGGGAAAUCUUGAAAUGAGUCAAACUGUCUCAUCUCAUUGGCAGUCUUUCUGUCUUAUUUAGCAAAAAAAGUAAUGGAAAUUAGAUUUUAAGUUUAAAUAUAAGACGAUAAGACAAAAGUUAAGAUUGACUUUUUUAAUAGCUUUUGUAAUGCACCAUUUCCUCCUGCACUCUCUCAAUAACUGACAUCUCUUCUGUGGUUUUCUAGAAACCUUCAGCUUUGUUUGAGCACAGUCGGACGGCAUGUGACCCUGUCAGUAGGCAGAAGCACCGUGCUGCGGGGCGAUGCUACAUUGGCCGUAGCCUCGUCCAGGGUGGGGCGGGGCGGAGCAGUGGGCCGGGAUGACCGUAUCUCAUUGCUCACCAGUGACUCCUGGUGGCCAGUCGGGCACUUGCGGCCGGCUCGUUCAAGCGGCUCACGGAGUGUCUUCCCCCUGCCUGUGCCUGUGCGAGCCCGGCUUGCGGACUGCAAAAGAAGCUUUGGCCCUAACGUCACGUGUUCAGGAGCGGAGCGUGUGCUCGUUUGCUGUCCUGAAUUAGUGGAGGUUGAUUGCAGAAAGGAGUGUUGCUGGUCAAUAUGACCGGACAUUCCAAAUGGGAAUAGGGUGUGGGGGCUUAACUAAGAUUUUGAAUACCAAAUUCUAAUUCCAAAUUCUAAUUCCAAAUCAGUAAGGUGUGCUCUCCUAUCCAUGUUCCUUUCCUAACCAGCGUUUGGAGCUUCCUGUGGGACUACCCCUCCACUACCGGCAGCAAGGCCUAAUCUGCUGGGUUUUCACUUAUUCUGAGGACAAGGCUGAAACUGACUUUCAGGGUCUCUGGAACCAGAGCAGCAUAAGUGCAUUUGCUUUGUUUCGAGGAACUCUAAUGCCUGUUUUUUUAUGCUAAUAAACUGUAAUCACGUGUUCUGAACAGUGACACCAUGUCUGAAAUACAGUCCAGCAACAGCCCAUUAAAACUCUGCCAGAGA
Messenger RNA from Anguilla rostrata (American eel), 7499 nucleotides. It is a transcript of the gene plekhg5b, whose product is annotated as pleckstrin homology domain containing, family G (with RhoGef domain) member 5b. The transcript is spliced from 21 exons. Lineage: Eukaryota; Metazoa; Chordata; Actinopteri; Anguilliformes; Anguillidae. The coding region runs from base 950 to 4342 and encodes 1130 amino acids. Gene Ontology annotation, molecular function: guanyl-nucleotide exchange factor activity. Gene Ontology annotation, cellular component: endocytic vesicle; plasma membrane; axon. The record is from RefSeq and is a predicted model, not a curated record. Gene Ontology annotation, biological process: Rho protein signal transduction; endothelial cell migration.